Phalaenopsis equestris is the source of this 1995-nucleotide messenger RNA. RefSeq names its product protein CHROMOSOME TRANSMISSION FIDELITY 7-like. The transcript is spliced from 10 exons. Gene Ontology annotation, cellular component: chromatin; nucleus. The coding region runs from base 43 to 1122 and encodes 359 amino acids. The record is from RefSeq and is a predicted model, not a curated record. Gene Ontology annotation, molecular function: protein-lysine-acetyltransferase activity. Gene Ontology annotation, biological process: mitotic sister chromatid cohesion. Lineage: Eukaryota; Viridiplantae; Streptophyta; Magnoliopsida; Asparagales; Orchidaceae.
GUCGCUCGGUGGCUUGCUGCUCCGGCUUCUCUAUUACCGAAAAUGCCGCAACCCAAAAUCAGCUCUUUCUUCCAACCCUCCCAACAGCCACAUCCGUUUCAGAAGGAGAUAAAACAUUGGGAUCUUUUCUCUGGAGUGUUCGAUCCAAAUCCCCCAGUAAAAUUAGGUUUAAAGGACAACAUUCUACAUCCCAAGAGUAAUUCUGACGAGUUUCCGCCAUCGAAACGUUAUUUUGAGAACAAAAAGAUUGGCAUAUCGUCAAAAGACAGCAGAAAUUUCAGUAAGAAGAGAAGAUGCGAACAAUAUCAUUUGGAUUUAGGACAAUCGGAUUUCAUGCUGUGUGCUUGUUCUUUAUGUGGACUGAUGUAUGCUCGUGGAGUAGAAGAGGACGAGCAGGUUCACCGUAAGUUCCAUCAGGACUAUGAGAGGGGAAUUCGUUUCAAGGGUUGGCAGAAUGAGAGAGUUGUAGAUGGUCCAUGGAUUAAUGGGGAUCGCAUCUUACUGGUCUUGGAUACUGACUCGUCCGCUCAAAAACGCUUGGUUCAAAAGGUGGUUAAGGCGACAAAGAAGGAACUUGGGUUUGUUGAUGAUAAUAUCCUCCACGCGCUUUGUAAGGUUUAUCUCUUUAUUUCUGCCCAUAGAGUUGUUGGAUGGCUUGUUGCUGAACCCAUACGAACAGCCCAUAGAGUUAUCCCAACCUCUUUCUUUGGCAAUAAAAGCACAGAAAUCUCUACUAUUGACAAAAUGGACCUUACAGAUACAAAGAAAUCAAAAGAAACCACUCUUCAGUUCGGAGAUUUCAGAUUCUGCAGAGAAUCUGUAAAGAAUUCUUGCCCCACAACCAGCACCAAAUUGAAAAAAUGGGACAGUGGUGCUAUAAUCUGUGAGGAGAAUGCUCUUUCGGCCAAGUGCGGCCUUAUGGCCAUUUGGGUGGUGCCAUCCAGUAGAAGGAAGACAAUUGCCACUCAGUUAUUGGAUGCUGUUAGGAAGAGUUUCUGCGCAGGAGAAGUUUUGGAGAUCUCAGAGUGUGCAUUCUCUCCACCUACCUCAGCAGGGUUGGCUUUUGCUUCCAGUUAUACAAACAGCAGAUCAUUCCUUGUUUACAGAGCAGAUGAUGUUUGAAUUCCAGAAAAAAAAUCGCUUGCAGGAAGACAUCUCAUUCGAGAAGCCAGCAACUGGCAGGGAUGAAGAAAAAAAUCAGCCCAUAAAGAAAAAUGAAUACCUAUGCACGAAGCAAUGACUAAGUUUCAAUCUGCUAAGAUAACAAACUUCAUUCCAUGUUCGAGCAAAAAGGAUGUCUUUCAAGGAAAAAAGAAACGGGCGCGUUUGGGGGAGAGAUCAGAGAGCGUCGCGGCAUCCUACUGGCGAAAAUCACAGCCUUGGGGCGCGGCAUAGGAGCUUCGCGGCCACCGCAUGGGAGAAUUUUGCAAAAAGCGGGCAGCGGGAUCAACCCCACGGCCCGUGUUUCGCGAUUCUGAUUGUACCAGUUGACCCUUCGAUCGAAGGUUGGAUCGUUCGGGGUUGUUACGCGAAAGCAAGCAAGUUCGGCUCGAUCUUUCCUAAGCUUCGAUAAAUAGCUGACGCUGCUGCGACAACGACACAGACGAUGAAUCCUUUUGGUUUUCUUGCAACGAUUGCAGUCCUCUCACAGAAGAUUGCAGGCCUUCUUGCACACGAUUGCAGAUCCCCUUCUCGUAGACUUCUUGCAGACAAUCACAGAUCCCCUUCUCGCAGUUAUUCCUUUAGUUCGACACUAGUGAGCUGGAUGGUUACUACAUUAUCUUAGAGUGAGCUAUCCCAAAAACUUAUCAGUUCUUCUAUGCACUUGAGUUCAAGAUCAAAUGAUUUUUUAUCCAUUCUUCAACAAAAUUCUUUUUGUUCUGUAUUUUAUUUUCACCUGAAAACAUAGGUAUUACCGGCUGUGUAAAUAUUUCGUAAAUUCCAAUCUUUAUGAUUUUGAGCAUUAUAGUUGGAAUAAGGCUAUUAUGGAUAACA